Molecule: messenger RNA, 3322 nt
Organism: Xyrauchen texanus (razorback sucker)
Lineage: Eukaryota; Metazoa; Chordata; Actinopteri; Cypriniformes; Catostomidae
Exons: 5
Coding region: 1176-2114 (312 amino acids)
Source: RefSeq, a predicted model, not a curated record
CAUCAGAGGUUUCCCAGACUCUGCAGGGGUCAGAAACAAAGACAAAAAUGAGUAAGCGCAACUCAAAGCACACAAUUCUCAAAGAAGAACCCUAUACAAUACAUUAUUGCUAAGGAAAACGGUACAUUUGAUGCUGGGAUAUUAUAAUAUUGUAAUAUUGGAUAUUAUGGAGUAAAGAGAGAUUAUGCAAACCAGUUGUUUUUAUUAUGGAACUUUAUUUGCUUGAAUUUAUUUACUUUACAAGUACUGCUGUUGCACUUUUGAAAAAUUAACAGUCAGUAUUAAUAAGUCUUGUAAAUCAUUCCAAUCCAAGAAUAUAAUUAAAAGAUGCGCCAAGUACUUUCCCCCCAAAAUGUAUGUUUAUCACCCAAAAUAAUUUUUGACAUUGGUUAAAAAUUAUGUAUACUGGUAUGUGGUAUACCAGCACUUUUUCAACAUUAGGGCGAUCCAACCGCAAGCUAGACGCCAUGUUGAUAUCACAUGACCAGCCGCGUACUUUACAUUGGGUGACGCUGCCAUAAUAACGUCACGCGCUGUCAGAAAUACCCUCCGCCAGAGCCCUUUUAAUAUGUAGACUAUAAGCUUGCUUAACGCGGCGGUCCCAUAAACAUUCUAUGGGUGGUGCACUGGCGAGGAGACAAGAGGCCGUUUUUUUCUUUAAAUGAAUGUCUAUGGAGGAGAUGGUGAAUAAAUAGCUUUUUGUGAGGAAAUAGCUUAUCUAAUGAAUUUACCGCCUGUCCACUAAUUUUAAACAUUUUACAUACAAAAAAAAAAAAUCAUUUUGGAAUUAACUACGUGUGGUGUUUAAUACGAUAAAAGUGCUGUUUUAUUAAGAAAACAUGUACAUUUUGCGACAAGGAAGGUGUCAGUUUACGACUCUCCCCAUUCAUUUGUAUGGUAUCCGUAAAAGUUGACUUAUUGUCGUAAUUCGCUAGAUGACCGCAGCGCUCUCUCCUAUGAUAAAAUUGCAGAGAUUGUCAUCUAUUAACAUAGAUGAUGCUCCGGGAUCCCAAAAGGAAGACGUUUUAAUGACAUCGCUGUCUUACGACGGCGUGCGUAUAAUCAGAGUUUACGCGUUUUUUUCUUGACGUUACAAACGCAUUUUGAGAUCUCUUCUAUUUGUAAAACCUGUGGUGCAGUGUUGUCAGCUUUAAUGCUGUUUGCAGGAGGAAAAUAUGGACCAUGUUUAUGCUUUAGCCGCGGAGACACUACCAAAAGUGGCGAGAAAGCGACAGAGAACUGAAAAAAAGCGAGAGAGAGACCGACUGAGGCAAAAAUUCAGAGUAUACAUCGGCGAGGCCUAUUUUAGGUGGAAAGCGCUAAUGGCAGAGAAAGGAAUGAAGAAUGACGCGGAGGUUGCUCAUUAUCUGCUGGACAGGGUGUGCGGUAAACAGCUUUCAGAAGACCAUUUUGGGGCACCUCGCAGAAAAAAAGGAAGACCACGGAAAAUAAUUGUGCCGGAAAUCGAGGAGACCCUGAAUGAUUCAUCCCAGCCCAGUCCAGAUCCACAAUCACCAGACCCAUGUCAGCCCAUCCAGGACCCAGAGUCAACAGAUCUCUCUCAGGGCAGUUCGGAUACCCAGUCUCCUUAUGAAAGUGGCAAUGUAGAGAUCUUUGGGAUCUCUUAUGACCUCCCUGCUACAUUGCCGAAGCAAUUAAACGAACCAGCACAGUUUGAAAUAAAAAUGGAAGAGUUUGAAGUAGAUGUCAGCACUAGAUCCUGUUCUCCGUCGGACAAUCUCAAUUUUGUAAUUAAAAGUUCAACGUCAAGCACAACUACAGCAGAAGAAAACGAAGAACUCUGGAAGGCAAUAAAAGAAGAACAAGAACAGAUUGAACUGCAACCGGAAGGUUGUUUACAUGUCGGCGUGAGUUCCGUUGCUCCAUCAGACAAUGAGGAUCUCUGCUCAACUACACAAGAAAUUGUGCUGGAAAAGGCACAGAAAUGGGGGGCCAACAAUCCCAGUUUGACAGGACUCUUCAGGACCUGUCAUCAAUGUGGAGAUCCAGUUCUGGAAUUCAAAACUGUACAAUCGGGGAGCCUCGUCCGCGUUCAGUGGGAAUGUUCGAAGGGACAUCUCAUGUGGCUUUACCCCAACAACAACCCAACGUAGUACAAAUGGAAAAACCAGACAAGGAAGAAAAGGACUUUGAAGUUUGUCUAGGUUUAAUUAAAUCGAGUGAAUGAAAAAAUAAAAGGUAGUUUGAUACAGCUUUUUGCUUUCAUUCGUGCCUUUACACAAUAUACUCAGUAACACUUUGUAAGGCAAAAUUCUGCGGGCGAAGGCAGCAUGUGCGGAUGUUGAGUGCAGAGGCUGCUGCCUCUUUUUAUUGCAACACUUUAUACUCUGUGAGAGUGAUGUUAAAAAGAAACAAGCCACUAAUGCAUCCUACGUACUACACGACUUUCAAAGAUGUCGGAUUGUGGUACCGUUCAUAUUACACAACUGUCUGUCUCGUCAAUGAAGUCGUAGAGUUUUCAAAUUACACGACAAGGGUGAACACAUUACAAAACAUUAUACUAUUGACGAAUCCCCGACGACUACGUUGUGAAACGUAAUUUGGAGUCCAGGCAGAGUACACGCGAGAAGGGAUAAGAGAUACGAAAACAAAUGCAUGAUCAUAUGUUAUGCAUUUCAGAAGAUAAUGUGUAUGUUUUUAAAUCGCCUAAAAAGGCAUCAUAUUUUAUUGGUUACUAUAUGAAAAAGUUCCUCCUGAAAAAUCUACCCAUUUGCUUCCCUGACUGUCCAAGAGAAUUUGCGAUUUGCCCGGUUGUGGUACAGUUCAGAUGAAACUAGGCACUGGUGCUCCUGCCAAUGUUCCACACAUUUUCCCUCCAUUUCUUCGGUCCAAUGAGACUUUCUUAAAUUCCGCAGAUAUCCUAGUUGAUGUUCUGUUGCAGGUACAUCAGGACCCCUCCCACUGAAACUUCCAGUGCCCAGUUUCUUGCUCUCUCACUGGCUGUAGGUCAACGCUGCAGUUGUAUUCAGUCAAAAUAUAUUUCACAUCGCACGAUUUGGAAUCGCAGAUAGGUCCAGAUAUUUAACAUGCUAGAUGGCACGCUGACAUCGGCGAUGCAUCAGCUCUUUUCUUAGAUCGCGUCUAUGAGAAUUCAUACAUUGCUUUCACUCACGGUAGCGAGCUCCGAUUUGCCUAUGAUUUCCGAUUUCGGGCGUUUGUCUGCGAUCUUCACAAAACUGUCGGUAGGUGAAAAUCGGGCCUAAAAUAGUGUAAAUUCUGCAUAAAAUUAUGUCCUUGUCCAUUGUGAAUAUUCACCGCCCACACAGAGGUCAGGUUCACAUCACCUUUACAUUGCAUCUGU